CAUGUUCAAAUUCUAGUCCACUACACCUAUGUAGUGUAAGUGCAGGUAUAUAUCUUCUCAAUUCUCGAUCUUCAAUUCACAACACAGAAAAAACCAUGGCGGCUUCUGAAAUCACAGCACUCUUCACCCUCCUACUCAUCAUAUUUUCUCCAUCCUCCUCCUCAGCAGCCAAAAUCUUCAAGAAAAUUUAUGCGUUUGGGGACUCAUUCACCGAUACCGGCAACACCCACUCCACCUCCGGCCCCAGCUCCUUCACCUACGUGUCAAACCCACCCUACGGCCGCACUUUCUUCCACCGCCCCACCAACCGCUACUCCGACGGCCGCCUCGUCAUCGACUUCGUCGCCCAAGCUCUCUCUUUGCCCUUCUUGCCGCCGUACCUCAACCGCAAGGCCGAUACCUCUUACGGUGUUAACUUCGCCGUUGCUGGCUCCACUGCCAUAGAUCACAGGUUUUUCGUGGAGAACAAUAUAAGUCUAGACAUUACACCUCAGUCUCUGGACACGCAGUUAAGUUGGUUCAAUCGGUACUUGGAGGGUGUUGGGUGCAGAGACUAUAAAAGCACCCCAAUGCAGUGUGGGGCAGUUUUUGAUGAUGCAUUGUUUUGGGUUGGUGAAAUUGGGGCCAAUGACUAUGCUUACACCUUUGGAUCUUCCAUUUCACCUAAAACCAUUCAGCACCUUGCAGUCACUAGUGUUUCUUCCUUUAUACAGGCAUUGCUAAAGAAGGGAGCAAAGUACGUGGUGGUUGAAGGCCUACCAACCACAGGCUGCUUAACACUCGCUCUAUACCUAGCCCCGCCGGCCGACCGAGACGCCAUGGGCUGCGUCGCCACCGUGAACAACCAAAGCCACACCCACAACGCCAUUCUCCAGUCCAACCUCGCCGCCUUCCGCCGCAACUUCCCUCAGGCCACCAUCGUCUAUGCCGACUACUGGAACGCCUACAAAUCAAUCCUCACCGCCGCCAAAAGCUACGGCAUCACCCACCCCUUCCGGGUCUGCUGCGGCUCCGGCGCCGGCGACUUGAAUUUCGACAUCUUCGCCACCUGUGGGUCCCCCAACGCCUCCUCUUGCCCCGACCCUUCUCAGUACAUCAACUGGGACGGCGUUCAUCUCACGGAGGCCAUGUACAAGGCUGUUGCUGAUAAGUUCGUUAAUGGCACGUUUUGUCGCCCUCCCUUUAGUUACUUGAUUCGCAAGAAAAUGGCGUCCGCUUUGCUUGCUUAGUCUAUACAGUAAUUAGGGUUUUCAGAAGAUACUGUAUCGCGCCUUGAUAUGUUCUCUUCUCGCGGGGAAGGCUUUGGUUUAUGAGAUUUGGGAGAUUUUUAUAUGGAUUCAAAGUGUUUUUGAGUACCAAAUUUCCUUUUAACUCCCACUUAAAAUUAAAAAUUAAAAAUUCAAACAUCUAUACUUUGUGACAAAUUAUAUCUAAACUAUUAAAAGUUGUGAACAAAAAAUCAAACCUUUGUGUUUUUAACAUGGGUGGUGAGUUUGUAAUUAGUAGCUCUUUUAUGUACUCAAGAUUGGAUGUGCAAAGGACUCUAUUUGAACGAUAAAAGAUUUUAAUUAAGCAUGA
This is a messenger RNA of Ipomoea triloba (trilobed morning glory), 1578 nucleotides long. Its product is annotated as GDSL esterase/lipase At3g48460. The coding region runs from base 96 to 1229 and encodes 377 amino acids. The record is from RefSeq and is a predicted model, not a curated record. Lineage: Eukaryota; Viridiplantae; Streptophyta; Magnoliopsida; Solanales; Convolvulaceae. Gene Ontology annotation, molecular function: hydrolase activity, acting on ester bonds. The transcript has 3 exons.